UGGCCCGGGCCCUGCCCGCUGCGGCCGCUCACCCGCCGAGUCCCCGGAGCUCUGGGCAGGCGGUAACGCGGCUCCGACCCUGGGCGGUGAUCCAGCCCCGCCGGUCCCGGUCACUGUCCCGCCUCCUGCUGGAAAGAGACCGAACUGCUCCAGUUAAUCGCUGAAACAAGAAGUGGUGAAGCGCAGUACUGUGGCUCUGCUGACCCGGAGAGACUGCCGCAGGAACCGGCAAGCAUGCAGAGGCACAGCAUUUAGCCAGACUGAAUAACAAUGGCUUCCUUCAGCAACCUGACCAUUGGCAUUGCUUUUGCCAGUUUUACCGUAUUUCAGCUCCUGUUCCAUGUUUUAAGUCCUUGGGUGUCAACACGAAUAUCACCUGGUUUUAACAAGCUCAGCCAAAAAAGGCAGAUCGAAUGGAAUUCAAGGACAGUGUCCACAUUCCAUGCCCUGGUGGUUGGUGGGUUUUGCCUAUAUAUUUUGUUGUACGAUGAUGCUGUUAAUGCUGACCGUCUCUGGGGUGACCCUUCAAUUGUGCAACUGAAUAUUGCUAUUACCACAGGCUACCUCAUUUCUGAUUUGUUGCUUAUUAUUUGCUACUGGAAGGCAAUUGGUGACAAAUAUUUUGUAAUACAUCACUUGGCAGCUCUGUAUGCUUACUAUUUUGUACUGAGCAAAGGUCUAUUGGCUUAUUUUGGAAACUUCCGUCUGCUUGCAGAGUUCUCCACUCCUUUUGUCAAUCAGCGGUGGUUUUUUGAAGUACUGGGAUAUCCCAAAUCUUCAAAGGCCAACAUCAUCAAUGGUGUGCUGAUGACACUUGUGUUCUUCGUGGUGAGGAUUGCCGUCAUGCCUACCUAUUACAGCCAUGUAAUUUCUUCAUUUGGAACAGAGGGUUUCCAGAGAUUAGGAUUUGCAGCCCAGAGCGCCUGGAUUAUAUCAAGUGUUGUCUUGGAUGUUAUGAAUGUGAUGUGGAUGGUCAAAAUUGCAAAAGGAUGUUACAAAGUCAUUUGUCUUAUCGGACAGGAGGAAGCCAAAACUCAUAGAAAUGGAAAAUCUGACUAGAAAUCAUGCAUAAAAUGAAAUUUCUGCUACGAAAAUAAGUUCACUGAAACAGUGCACAUUUCUGCCAUGGAAUGUUCCUCUUACAGAAACAAGGUAUUACCUCGGUACUGACCUUACUCUUUUCCCAGCCACACUGCCUGCACACCCAGGGCCACACUUUAUGGAUCCUCUCCAGUGAGGAAUAAAAGCAAAAGCUCACACAAGGAGUUCCACGUGUCUGUUCUGAGCAGUUACAAGCUACUGAAAUUAGAAAACAGCGGACUGGUUAAUUGCUUGUUGUCUACCAGUGUGUUUGAACUCAGGUUUCUCAGAUUAAUGUGUUUUAUAAAUACAGUGAAUACUGACAUCUCUUUUUUUUAGAAAACAAAACUUCCCAAACUCUUGAUAUGGUGCAAUUUUCCUUGCACGUUUCUAUGUUUUUUCUAAGAAUAACAAGAUUUCAUUCUUGACAACUUUUUAAUUUUUGCAAGUAAAGCUAAAAAUAUAGCUUUGAUUCUGUGAAGUCUUUUACUGCUUUUUUUUCUGUUAUAUGAAUGCAAACAAUUUUUUGAAAAUUAUGAAAUAAUUUAAUCUAAAAUACUGUAUUAGAAGACUGCAAAAAUAUCUUAAAAAUUGGUGAUAUAUCUGAUUCUGAUUGGAAGGAUUCACUUUUGCUGUGUUAUGUUACAUGCAAUAGUAUGUCCUCUAAAUUGCCCAUGGAAUUUUUUUGUAAGUUAGUAUAGUAAAUGAUGUGUGGAAAAAGUAUAAUUCUAACUGGAGUGCUUUUUUUUCUUUGCUGCUACUACCCUGGAGAAGUGUUGCAACUCUCCUCAAAGUUUUUAUAACUGUUCUCUAUUUGGAUGCGAAGUUGAUUUGUAAAGAGAGAACAUUUUUCCAUAUAUGUGAUAUGUAACUUACAGUAAUACUAUUCUCUUUUAUUAGAGAAAUGACCCAUUUGAUAUGAAGUGUUGAGGGGCUUUGUCACAUUUUUCUUGUUAAUAACAUCAGAAAUUUGAGGUGUUGACCAAAAUAAUUCUUCAAUUAACAGUGCCAAACUUCCGUAAAGCUGUGUGAUACGUCUAUAGAAUGACAGUUCACCUAUAUAGGAGCAAUAUUAUAGUUUUUUUUUAAAAUGACAAUUGUCAAUGAGUACUCUGUUACUUCUUCAAACCUAAAGAUUUGGAGGGCAUCAGAGAGAAAUCUUACCAUCCAGGAAUAGCGUGGAAUCUAAUUUAUAAUAUAAUUUAGGAAAUUCUAUUUUUUCUUUUAGCUUCAAAUGAUUUUGAGAGUUGUAUUUGUGUGUAGUUUGGUUUUGGUUUAUUUGCUUUAAAACAUAUCUGAAUUGGGACUGAUUUACUUCUGCUUUUUACCCUGGGUAGGUGGUUUGUUUGUUGUUCUUGACAUUACUUGCUAUUUUUGGUACCUUCUGGUAAGGUGUGCUAACAGUAUUAGUUUUCACUCAGUACUUUAGUGCCCAUCCCAAUCAGUGUAGCACACUGAUUAACCAGUUAAUUUUCAAACAAAAAGAUAAAAUAUUUACUCUCUAAUGAGCCUGGUUACAUGGUCUCUUCCCUCAGUGGUGGUGGUGUGAGUGCCCUCAGGUGAGGGAUGCAGCACUGCUGCCUUCCAGGCAUUGGAUGUUGUAAGUCCCCAAGAAGACUGUGCUGAGUUAAUUUCCCCAGUUAAAAUUACUUAAGGUAGUAUUGUUUGGGCUAAUGUAAUAUGCACUUUUAUGAGCCUGGUUUUGCUCUUUAACUGGGCUGGCUUUUUUCCAAAAUAAUUUCCAAUUCCAUGGAAAGUCAAGUGAGAUAUCAAGGACUGUUAAUACUUCUGUAUUUUGGAUUAUUAAUACUUCACAAGCUGGCAGAAAAAAAGAUCUGCUUGUCUUGAGAAAGCUGGCAAUUCAUCUCUUCAGUUGUAUGGUUCGGGUGUGCACGGUACCUUAGAAAUCCAUAGUCUUUGAGCACUGAUAUUGUGCCCUGCUUUGCUGAAAAAUACAUUCUCCCUUUUAUACUAAUUCGCAGUACCUGGAAUCUUUUAAGAUAGUGAUUUCAGUGUAUCUAAUGCAAAAAUCUGUGCUAUACAGAAAGGCUCUGUUUCUGUCACCUUUAUGAUUUAAAGGUGUACACGAAAUACUUUUUUCUUGUAUUUAAGUUACUAGAUCAGGGAACCACUUUGUAAUGGCUUGUUCCUUUCUAAAAUGAUUUUUAAAUGUAGUACAUUUAAACAUUUUGUAUAAUAUGUUUGAAAGCAGAAGUCUACUUCUGUUGUUUGGGAAGUAGGAUGGAAAAAAUUGAUUAGGAAGAUUAUUUGAGGCAAAUCUUAAAGUGAUAACUCAUUAAAUCGUUUUGAAAUUAAUCCCUUCUUAGUGUUAUCUUCAAUAUUUCAGUAUUCUAGUAUUUUUUUGUUUUCAGUGGAGAAUAGUCAUUAAAAGGGUGCACUUCUAGAUGGAUUUGUGUCUGAUGGGGGGGAAGUAAGUUGACGCUAUAAUGAAAUUGUGUUAAAACAAGUUUGAAAUAAAAACCAAAUCAAGCCCCCCUGCAUAAUACACUUUGGGCAACAAUCGAGAAUGGAAUGACAAUAGAGUAAUUGUUUUAAAAUAUGUAAUAUUUUAUUUCAGAACAAAAACCAUAUUUUGUAAUUCAUUAGGUUUAAAUUGUCUGUUUUCUUUUAAAAACCUAUUACAAUUAUGUCUUGAUGCAUCAAUUAUGUGUCAGAAGACCACUAUUCAAUGAAAUAAAAAAUUAACACUUUUAUAGUUGGCAAGGACUGUAGUAAACAGGCCGCAAAGUUGUGAUGUACUGACUACAUUAGUAUAUGGUACUUUUACCUGCCAUUAAAGGCUUAUCAUGCAUCAAAUUAGAUAGCUGUGGCACCUAUUUUUCAAUUGCACUUUAUUAAUUUAAAAACCGUGGUGAAAUAUUAAUGAAGUUUCAUGUUGCAAGGUUGUUUCUUUGCUUUUUUAGGUGAAAAAGUUAAUGCAUUAUAAGUAUCACCAUAAUAAAGGCUACCUUUAAAAUGUAAUAUCAUAUUAUUAGUAGCAUAAAAAUUCUGUUUUAAAAGAUGCAUUUUCUAGUGUAAAAGCAGACUCCUGGUAUGUCACCAGGUGUCUUUGCCAUGGACAUAUCAAAUGGAAGGAAUUAAUCUUGUAAAAACCAGUCAUUUAUCCUGUUUUUCUUUCCCUUUAUGUUCUUCAGCGCCAGGUGAUGUAAAAUUAGCAUGAAGAUCAUGAGAGAAUCUAUUAGUACCAGCAAGGCUGUAUGUAGGAAUGAAAGUUUCCCUUUAUUAUGGCUUUACUUUUUCAUCAAAAGAUGAGUAGAUACCACUUUAGGGGCACGGUAGGUUGAGUUUUGCUUUUAUAAUUGAUUUGUGGGUACAGUGCUUGCAUAGAGGAUAUGUACUUCAAAUACUCAUUUUCUCUGUGCAUAUUCCAAUGGAUUUCAAUGAAGUUGAGAGCCUUACACUACAGAGAUGCUUUAUGGGCUACCUGUACUUCAGUGGUAAGAAUUAACAUCUCUAAAGCCUACUCUACCUCUAUAAAUACAUCAGUGAGUUCCAUAAUUCAAUAAGUUAAUUGCUUAAAAAUAUAAUUGUUGAAUAAUGAAAAAAAUCGUAUGCACAGGAAAAUGAAGGGAGCUGACUCUACAUCUAAAUUCAUAAUAAUUCCAAAAUUUGUAUUAAACAUUACAUUAAUUCCAGUGUCUUAAAGAGAAUUGCUUCCAUCUUUACUUAGAAAAUUGUGGGAGAAGACUACUCAUAAUGCAGAACUCACGUUACCAAGGAGUAAAAGCUUACUCAAGUAUUAAAGCAGAUUUAAAGAGUAGACGUGGAGGAGACUUUGAGAACACAAGAGAAGGGAUUCAGAUAUCUUCCUAUUACUGUGGUAGGGGCAACAGCAGACUGAUGAGUAGCAGAAAGGUUGAAGUAUUUCUGUAUCUCUGUUGGCACUGGAAAAUGAAACUGUAUUUUAAAAUUUUCAAGCUGUAUAAAAUGGGUUAUCAGUUGUUGAUUGUUGUAUGAAGACAACUUUUUUCUUGUGGUCUUGUAUUUAAAUAUAUGUACAUGCAAGCUUUCAGUAAAAGAUCCCUUAAAAGAGAAGUUUGUAAAAUUGCUUUCUAAAGCUUCUGAUGAGCCACUCAGAAGAAAAUAAAGGGCUGCUUGACAAUUAUUCCAUCUUAGAAUCUGGUGCAGUGCUGGCUGUUUGUGAAAGCCAUCAAUAAUGCAAAUAGAAAGAGAAUGUAAUUUUCACAUAAAAAAAUGCAAGCAUAGAAAACCUUGAAAAGUAUGGGCAGCCCUCUUCCAUACUUUUAAUAGCUGACUGUACAACAUCAUUAUCUGGCUACAAGGAGUUUCACAGGGAAGGAUUUGUUCCUGAUGGAAUUUCUCUGUCUAAAGAAUAUAUUUGACAGCUGGGAAAAGAAUAGUACUUCAUUGCUGAGAUCCUGACAGCAGUAUAAUGGAAAUAGUCAUCAAUAUUUAUGAACUAUACCUUUCAUCCAAACCUGGGUAAAAGCUCUUUGUUGGAAGAGAUUUGUCUUAGUUUGCUGAAAGCUACUCAAAGGUUAUUUUUUUGGUAGAGAAGAUGAAAGGUGUGCUGCUUGGAAUAUUUAGAGAUCUGGGAUUAAGCAACAAAUAAUACUUUUAGGUGGUAACACUUGGAAAGUUUCGUUUCUCUACUAGCUACCUCCUUUUACAUUCUUCCUCUAUUUAAAAUUGCCAGGCACUUUAUAGCUCAGUAAAGAAUGGAAGGUAGCGAUGAAAAGUAAAUUGUAUUGUUUGGUAUACAUAAUAUUUUGGCAAAAUUUCUUCUAAGAGCAGUUUCAUUGUGUGAUGUCCAGCACUGAGAGGGCAUCUGAUUAUAACAAUGUAUAUAAAUUUUUAAUCUACUUGUAAUGUAAAGAAAACAUCUUUAAGAGAUUUGAAUUAUGAAAAGUUCAGCAUGGCUUGGUAUCAACCAUGUAAUGAUUCAGCGUGCUAUUUAUAUCUUCCUACUUACUGAAAUUGAAAAUAUAAAAGCAAAUAAAAUAUUCUGCAAUGUAUCUUUAUUUUUAAUCUAUGUGUGGGAUGUCAAACAUUGUACUUGUCUUGUGAGCAGGACAUGCUUUUAUGAGCCUAUAAAUAUUUAAGUAUAUAAGAAGCUGCACCUGAGUGUUGCAUGUAAAUUGUCUCUAAGUUUUUAAAUUUUGGAAUUUAAAAAAAUUUGCUAGGUUUGAAAGCAGCAUUUAAAUAUGAAUACUAAGCUGUACCACAGAAUAUAACUGAAUGCAAUGUGGGAUAUAUUUGUUUUGUUUAUUGCUACCCUAUUCCAGUUUUACAAGAGAAAUCUGUCAUAUGAUAGGAGGAGAGGAAAAGGGCUAAUGAUGAGCUCAGCUAUAUAAUUUGCACACUUUAUAUGCACACACCCAAAUAUCCUGGAUUUGGUACUAGCAUGUAUAUACCAAACAGUGUUUUCUUUAAAACCUACAUAUACCUGUAUAUGUAGAAUAAUUUAACAUGUAAGCACAGCUAACUUGACAUAAAAACAAAACCUGCUGGGAACAAAUGAGUUGCAAGUUAGGGAUAAGUCAUGGAGCCUAUAAUUAAAAAAUGUUUAAUCUUCUGUCUAAGAAGAAAUUUGAUAAAUAUAUCUAACUUAUGUGCAGAACAAGGACGAAAAUGAAAUUCUGCUAGACUGAGUUCUAGUAAAUCUUGACAAUCUGGUUUGCAGUAAAUACUAAUAUUGUCACAAAAUGUCAGGAUUGCAUUAUUAAAUGAAAAUAGUAAUGUGGCCUUAUCAUGGCACAAGACCUUAAAAAUGCAAUAUAAUAAUUCUGCAGAUUGGUAAUAAAAGUAAUCAGUUGUAAUGAGGUGAAUGAUUAAAUAAUAUGGCUUUGAAUCUACUUUUUAUUAUAAAAAAAAAUCUGAAUGACUUGUUUGCAUUUUAGUGAUACUGCAUUUCUAUAAUUUUUUGGAAUGGUUUAGGAGCUUGCAUACAAUUAUAUUGGCUGUUCUUUUUCCCCUUUGAUAUAUGCAAUAAUGUCAACAAGCAAUAAAUUGCAUGUUGUAUACAAGGUAUCUGUACUUCUUAAUAAAGGAAAGGAACACGGUUUCUUA
Messenger RNA from Calypte anna (Anna's hummingbird), 7131 nucleotides. RefSeq names its product TLC domain containing 4 (gene TLCD4). The transcript has 7 exons. Lineage: Eukaryota; Metazoa; Chordata; Aves; Apodiformes; Trochilidae. The coding region runs from base 271 to 1059 and encodes 262 amino acids. Gene Ontology annotation, biological process: lipid homeostasis. The record is from RefSeq and is a predicted model, not a curated record. Gene Ontology annotation, cellular component: endoplasmic reticulum; membrane.